GCUGCAAGGGCUGGCUCUUUAAAAGCCCUGCACCCGGGGCCGGCCCGGAGUAGCCCCGCCGAGAGCAGCAGGAGCCAGUCGGGGCGGAGACGAUGCCCUCGGAUCUGCUGACCCCCUUCGUGGAGCUGGACGAUCCUCUGUGCCAGGCCUUCCUGAGGCUGAACGUGGGGGAGGAGCCUGGCCCUGCGGCGAGAUGCCCGGUGGGAUACCAGCGUGCCUUUUCCGCCUGCUCGGCAGCACCGUCCGGCAGCGCUGAUCCCCUGGAGGAUGCUCUCGGCGCCUCGGAUACCCUCUGGUCUCUCCCUGGCCAGUGGGGCUGGGCCCCGGCGUUACCCCACACCAGCCUCCAGCGCAUCCCCUUCCAGGCGGAGCGCUCAACCAGCAUGAUUGAGGGCUGCCGGGAGGGGCCAGCGGCCGCCUCGUCUCGCUACAAGACGGAGCUGUGCCGCACCUACGAGGAGAGCGGGGUCUGCAAGUACGGGGCCAAGUGCCAGUUCGCCCACGGGGCCGGGGAGCUGCGGGGCCUGAGCCGGCACCCCAAGUACAAGACGGAGCUGUGCCGGACCUUCCACACGGCCGGCUUCUGCCCCUAUGGCUCCCGCUGCCACUUCAUCCACAACGCUGACGAGCAGCGCCAGCCCCCGCGCUUGGGGGGCCGCUCCCCCUCCUUCUCCCGCAGUGCCUCCCUGUCACCCUCGCCACCCACCCCUGACCCCUGCCACUGCCGCCGCCCUGCUGGGGAACCCCCCUGUUUGGCCUUCUCGGCCACCGCUGCUCUGGGCCAGGAUGGAGCAGGGGGGGCCCCGGCCGCCCCCGAUGCCUUUGUCUUCCCCGGGCAGCUGUUGCUGCAGAGGAGCCCUUCCUCCGACUCCCUCUCGGAUCAGGAGGACUCGGGAGGCAGCAGCGGCUCGGAGUCCCCGGGCCUGGGGCCCAGCGGGCACCGGCUCCCCAUUUUCAGUCGCCUGUCCGUCUCCGACUAGCAGGUGUGCAGCGACCCUCCAGCGUGGGCUCUGCCCCCCACCCUCUGCUGGGGCUAACGCUUAGGUCGCUGCCUCUCUGCCUAGAAGCUGGUGGGGAGCUACCGUAUCGGGUCAGAGCUGAAGGGAUUAAUCGGUUCCAGGGUUGAGUGUGUUGGGGCAAAAACCUCGGCCCUGCCCCCCUCUGGGACCAUGUGAUCAAUAGCCCAUGGGCCAAAUCAUCUCCUGCUGUAAAUCUGGGCUCAUUCCAUUCCACUCCCAUGGGAGUCCCACCCCUGUAUUGCAGAAGGGGAGAGGAGAACUAGGCCUUGGAAGGGGGGGUGCUUCUCUCCCCUCCCCUCCCCCUGCCACCUAUCACAUGCCUCAUACCAUUGCUUAUACCAGUGCAUAUUGCUGCUGGAUGGGACGGGGAUAGAGUCUUGUAACCAACUGUGCAAGGAAGAAAAACCUCUCCCCAGCUUUCACUGGUGAAUACAGUCAGCCAGGGCUAUUUUUGCUUGGUGGCGGGGGAGGCAGAGACCUCCUGACCUCCACAUCUCUGCAGCCUGGGUCUGUGGGUAGAUUCUGAGUCAGAUCUCCUGACCCAGAGGCCACUGCUGGAAACUCAGAUGCAUGGGACCUUGUGUCUUCCAAAACAAACAAAAAAAGGAAAGUGGUGUUUUUGUGGUUUUUUUUUUUUUUUUUGUUUAACACAAAUAGCCAAGUUGCUGUGAUAGGGGUUUUUUUGUGCGUGUGGGCCUGAUUCUGCUGCUCUGCAUCUCGUGUGGGUAUUUCCACCGGAGCCGGACGCUGCUGUGAGCUGCAGAGCUGGUGUGAACUGGUAACUCCUUCUGUAAGCUUUUGAGGAGCCUCUGGUGCCCCGGCUUUGGGACAGCGCAGGAGGGUGGAUGUGAAGUGGACGUGGUGCUGAAGCUGACAGGCCUCAUGUCUCUGAGUGGCCUAGGGCAGGGGAGGUGGGGGGCUGAAAAGAAACCGCUUUCUGUUUCUCAUUCCCUCAGGGGGGGCUGCUGGUGGUAGGAGAGUUGUAGUUUUAAACAGAUCGUGACCUGUACCUGAGAGCCCUUCUGAGUGUCCUGAACGAGCCGUGUGGCCUUGCUAGCCACCUGUUGCAGCUGGGGGGCUCUGAGUCUGCCCACUAGGUGCUACUUUCCCUCAGGCUCAAACACCCAAGUGCAAUUGAUUUCGGAGGGGUUGGUUGCCACCACGUGGGGCUUGAUGUGACUUAAACUUGCCAGUCAAACUCCGUACAGCCUGGCUGGGGCGGCAGGCUGGCUCGCAUCUUGCCAGCAGUGGGUGCUAGGUUCCAACAAGGAAGAGGGUGAUUGGAUCCUCCCCCCUACCCCUUGGUGUCCCGAUAAGUAAACUGGGAUGUGGUCCCCUCCUCUCGUCCCCCUUCCCCCCCCCGUGACAUCCCAGGUUGGGAGUCCAUGUCCUGAGUCUUCCAUUUGGCAAGUGAUUUCUCCUCCCAAAUUUGUCCUAACUUAGCUCGCCUGCCAGAUUUCCGCCCCCAGCCCCUCUAAUCGCCUCCCGAGUGGUCUGGAUCUUCGUGGUGAGGAGGUACAGAUGCCACUGCAUGUCAAGCUGGUGGAAUAUGACAGGAAAUUACCCAGUCUGGGGGGCUGUCUGGGAAGAGGCAGAGCACCGUCUACCCCAGGCCAGAUUUCUCCAGGUACCUCUGUUCCUGCCCACACUCCUAACACAAGGAAGGGACAGAUUCUUGCUCAUAAGUCAUCUGCUCUGAGCUAAGCUGUUCAAACAUCCAAACUCACGGGCAAAACCUGCCUGUUUGUUUGGGAGCCGAGACCUUCAGCAAAGCUGACCCAGAGCUUAUGGGCUGAAUUGCUUUAGGGCCAGAUUCUAAAAACCCAAAUGGGCUCCUGAAUUCUCCCCCUCUGCCCCCACACACAUCCCAACCCCCUCAUGUUUCAGAUCCAUCUGCCCCUCCUCGCUGGGCUGGGAAUGGGGCAGUGUUUAGACUAGGGUUUAAUGUCCCAGUCCUUUCCAAUAGGUAGGAUAGAACCUCACCGGCUCUGCAGCGUCUGCCUGCUGGCUGGCUAAUCUAGGUGUCUUUCCUUAUUUCAACCCCUUCAGUUAUUUUGAAGAAAGCCACUAAUCUUUCAAAGGUAGAAGGCUUCCUCUGCUAGGAUAGCGUCGCUGAGCUAGUAGCUAAGGCAAGGAGUUUUCAAAGAUGCCUUGGGGGUGGAUUUGACGAUCCCACUCCAGUGGGAAUAGUCUGUUUUCUACGCAACUGAUCAGACCUGGGCAUCGAAGCGCUGCUUUGUGUGAGGGGUAGAAAUUGACAGAAUUUCUCCGUGUGCGGAUGCUCUAUUGUGGAAUAAUUCAUGGGCUUCCAAAGCAGAGCAACCGUUCUGGAAUAAAAUUCAUUCUGAAAUGGAGCAGGGACACGAGUAAUUCUGCAGGAGUUAUUCCGGUCAAUAUCCACCCCAGACCAGCCCUUCGUCAAAUUUAGGUUUGAAAAACCCCAGUCUGUGUUUUUGUUUUAAAUUAUGUUUUAAACUAUUUAUUGUCUUUUUAAAAAAAUCUUAUUUCUGAUAUUUGGAACCAAAUCUUUGUAGAGGAGCAUAAACUUAUUUUAGUUUGUUUAUCCUGUGCGCUGGAACCUCAGGGCCAGCGCCUGCCUUAGUAUCUGACUGUAAUCUUGUUAAAUCUAACUUAUUGCGAAAUUGGUUUCCUGUUUAUUUAUAGUGGUUUCACUCUGCUUUUUUUUAUAGAUCUAUAAAAUUAAUAUAAUGGGUGAUUAUUUUUUUAUGGAUGGUAUCUAUUUCGUGACUGUAAUAAAACUGUCUCUUUUUGUGCA
Messenger RNA from Chelonoidis abingdonii (Abingdon island giant tortoise), 3795 nucleotides. RefSeq names its product mRNA decay activator protein ZFP36L2-like. Gene Ontology annotation, molecular function: mRNA binding; metal ion binding. NCBI's taxonomy places the organism in Eukaryota, Metazoa, Chordata, Testudines, Testudinidae. The record is from RefSeq and is a predicted model, not a curated record.